GUUAACAGCCACAUGUUGCAGCCGUUUGUUUGUGUUGUUGUAAAUAUUGAUUGCAAUACUUUGCAGGAGUUGUCGUCAUUGCAUCUGAUGGAUAUUGGUCACCUCGCACCAACAAUGGGAAGGAAAAGAUUGAAGACAAUUGCCGAACAACAUAUCCAAAUGUCUGACACUAUCGCUGGCUCUUGUCGAAAGCGGCCAGUUGCACCAUUCAUUUGUUACAGCCAGCAACAAUUCAAGGAAAUGCAAGGGCCAGACAACACUCGACGAAAAAUGGACUCGUUGACGAUGUUGGACAGCGAAGGGUUGUUAUCGGCGGAGGAACAAAAACUUCUUCACUAUGUAUUUGACGAUAGCAAAAAUGAAAUGGACAUUGUUGUUUCCAUGAAUCUUCAUGGACGGGCAUGUGAAGUUGGCACCCGGCGUGACAUGCGCACGCUCAAACCAGGGUCGUGGCUAUCCGACACUCCAAUCAACUUGGUGGUGGUGCAAUUGACUAAUCGACAGAGGGAUUUACACAAUGACGGGAGGCACACUGAUUGGUUCUUUCCCGUAUAUCUGUCGACUAUGAUUCUAAAUAAAGAUAUGCAACCUCUGGACCAUGAACAUAUCGUCACAUCAUUUUUCGGACAUGACAGAUACACUGGUGCGAUUGAUGCAUGCCAGAGGAUUUACGUGCCUUUCAAUUACAGAGGAGUGCAUUGGUUGUGCGUUAAAAUUGAUAUGGUGGACCGUGUAGCCUACCUAUUCGACUCAGUCCCAUCCAACCGACCGAACAAAAGGAAGCUAAAUGCAGCUAAAAUUUUGGUUGAAACUAUGCACGACUUGCUGCAACUACACUUUGGAAAUGAUUAUGUUACAGACGUGCGUACCUUCCACCGCUGCAUGUUAGACGAGAGGCCAGUACAACAACUGGACGACACGUUUGACUGUGGGAUGUUCGUCAUCAAAUUCAUGCAGCAACCUGAUUUAAGCCCCGGUCCACACAAGACUUCGCUUCGUCCGCCGCCAAUUUGUCAUCGGUCAGCCAAUCAACGUUCUGCUUGAUAGCGCCGACUUGCCGCUCCAAACUUGACAACCGUGUGUCCACUUCAUUCAGCCUUUCGUAGAUAGCUUGCAACUGCUGGAAUACAGGAGCAACAUGAGCUUCAACAAUAGCUUCAAUCUUGUUCGAAUCGGACAUUUUGUAGGAAUAUGUGUAUGGUUUAUUUUACUGACUACUUUUUUAAAGGAAUGUACAGAUUCAUAAUAUUACACAACACUAUGCUGUAAGUAUUUGUAAUAUAUGGUACAUGACUUGUAUGUUUGCAGAAGACCUCAUGCAU
Messenger RNA from Camellia sinensis, 1322 nucleotides. The record is from RefSeq and is a predicted model, not a curated record. Lineage: Eukaryota; Viridiplantae; Streptophyta; Magnoliopsida; Ericales; Theaceae.